This is a messenger RNA of Aspergillus bombycis, 1244 nucleotides long. Its product is annotated as involucrin repeat protein. The transcript is spliced from 2 exons. The annotation marks the transcript as partial. The record is from RefSeq and is a predicted model, not a curated record. Lineage: Eukaryota; Fungi; Ascomycota; Eurotiomycetes; Eurotiales; Aspergillaceae.
AUGAAGCACGCCUUCACGCUGAAGCUGAAAUCGCACGUUUGCAAACCGUCAUCCAAGAGCACCAGCGCGAGAAAGAUGCUCACACCGAGACUCAUGAAGCACGCCUUCGCGCUGAAGCUGAAAACACCCGCUUGCAGGCCAUCAUGCAAGAACUUCAACAAGAAAAUGCGACUCAAGCGGAAGCCCAUGAGGCACGCGUCCGUGCCGAGACCGAAGUUGCCCGUUUAGAAUCUCAACUCGAACAGAUUCGAUCCGAGUCCAACGGUCACACAGAGCAACUGUCUGCGGUGCGCUCCGAAGCAGAUAGCGAGAUCGCGCGCUUACGAACUGUGAUCGAUCACCUUCGUGGCGAGGUCGAUGUAAAGGCAGAGGAGGUCACGGAAUCCCGUGAGCGAUCAGCAAAACAGAUCUCGAGUCUGGAGGAGAGUAUCCAGCAAAUCCGUACUGAAACUGACGCCCGGCUGAAGGAAGCCACGGACUCGCGCACACAGGCCGAGGAUGAAGUUACUCGGUUGCAAACCUUGAUAGAACAAAUACGCACCGACGUGGAGUCUCAGCUCAGCGAGGCAACCAAAACUCGGGCAGAAGCUGAGGAGAAUGCGGCACGCUUGCAAGCGGAAUUAACCGAGCUCGAAGGCGAAGUUGUGAGGGUUCGAACUGAGCUUACAAUGGCCCAGGCUGAGCUCGAUGGUGCUUAUGGUAGCCGGUCUCAACGGGCAGCCGCUGUCGACCCCGUCCUUCAAAAAGAGCUCGAGGUGUUGACCACCCGUAAUAUCGAGCUGGCGCAGGAGCUUGCAACUUUCAAGGCUGGUAAGCCUGCAAACAGCGACACACAGCGGCGUGUAGAGACAUUAGAGAAGGAGCUGCGUGAGACGAUUGAUGACUAUGAAGUCAUGACCAAAGCUAGUAUCGAAUUUGAAAAAGAACGCGAGAAGUUCGAGAGCCUCAUUGACGCGCUUCGGGAUCGCUGUGAGCAACUGGAGACGCAAUUGAAUGAAGAGCGGAUCACUUGGAUGGGCAUGCACUCAGCGUCGAUGGGACGAGAUGGAACUACGUACGAGACCACAUCAACCAUGGUGCUGAAGAACGAGUUCAAGAAGAUGAUGCGUGACACGCGGACUGAAAAUAUGAAGAUACUGAAGGCGGAGCAAGAAGAACGCCGAAGGCUGGAGGCCUUGCUCAGGAAUCUGAAAAGGGAGCAAGCCAGCAAAGCUGGCCCGAAUCAGACCGUCACGGCUUUAUGA